UUGGUUAAUUAGGAUUAUAGGACUAAAUGUCUAUGGUGAUUCUCAAUCAUCAGGUCAUGAUGAUCAAAUGUGCUUUUUGAAGAGGCAACUGGACGAGAAAGUAUAAAAAUCUACUGGGUUAAGAUGCUGGCACAAUAAUUUAAGAAUUUUAACUUGCCUACAUUAGGGACAUAGGAAAAGCACCAUUAAGGCCAAGUAUACUUGUAAACAGUAUUAAUUCUGCAAAAGGGUGGAAUUUUCUCUAGUAAGGAAACUGUGGUAGCAACAGUGAGAAAAUGUGGGAGUACCACAGAUGCAUGCCAGUAUCAUGUGGUUCUUCCAUAAAAUGUGAGUGACUGAAUCAUAGCAAUUUCAUAACAACAGCUCACAUGAAACCCCUGCCCCCUGUGUUUCUUACUAAGCCUCUUUCAUUUUUAUGGAAUCAUUCCCCACCUAUUUGGACCAUUUCUUUUCCUUCCAUUAUUUUUUUGAAUCAUUGUGCUUAUUUGGCUUGGGAACUGUAAGGCCGGUGUGAACAUUCAGUUUGGUGUUAUUUUGACGAAGUGGAUUGAGAUCUGAUCAGAGAAUUUUGCAAUGGCACAGCAAACUAGCCUCAAGGAUGAGGGGGAGGGGGGAAACGACCUUGGGCCUCAUGUUAUCAUGAGGUACAACCAGACAGUCCAGUAAGGGGAAGGCUGAAGAUUAGUUUUGCCCUUAACUUGCCUAUAUAAGGAGACUUUCAAAGGUUUACUUUGCUUUCACUCUUCCGUUUUGCACUGCUUCUGCAGGUGAAACCAUGCCUACUACUUUUUCCACCCACAGCAUGUGCUCUGGAAGCAUGCAAGGACCCAGGGGAAGACGCCUGCUUGCCUUAAGCAGUUCUCAGGCAGUGCCAAGUAUCCACAGGGCUAGAGGGGACAUGGCUAAACUGUCAUAUGGUGAUGGGCAGGCAUUUAUGGACACAAAUAUUCUGCACAUGAAUGAAAAGGGCACCAUGAAAAAUCUGAAUGACCGCCUGGCUGCCUACCUAGACAAAGUGCUGUCCCUUGAAAAAUCUAACAUGCAACUGGAGCAGAACAUCCAAGAGUACUACACAAAACAAGCAUCAACUGGUACCCCUGAUAUGAGUGCUUAUUUCAAUGCGAUGACCCAGCUAAAGUCUGAGAUUCAGGAGGAGACUUUGAAAAAUGCUGGACUGCUCUUACAGAUUGAUAAUGCCAGACUUGCUUCUGAUGAUUUCAGGGUGAAGCUGGAAUCUGAAGUAGGCAUGCGCCUGUCUGUGGAGGGAGACCUUGGGGGUUUGCGUAAGACCCUAGAAGAAUUGAAUGCAAGUCGAGCUAGUUUGCAGGUUCAAGCUGAAAAUCUCCAAGAAGAGUUGGCCUGUCUCAAAAGAAACCACAAGGAGGAGAUGGCUCCUCUCCAGGGGCAUCUGGGGGCCACUGUCAAUGUGAAAGUUGACUCCAUGCCUGGCAUUGAUUUACAAAAAACUCUGAAUGAGAUCCGUGACCAGUAUGAGGGCGUCAUGGAGAAGAACCGCGAGGAAGCGGAAGCUUUGCACCAAUCCCAGUGCGAUGCACUCAAUCGGGAGGUUUCUGUCAGCACUGAAGCUCUACAGAGUGCUCAGAUGAAGAUGGUGGAGCUGAAGCGGCUGACCCAGGCUUUGGAGAUUGAGCUGCAAUCUCUUUGGAGCAUGAAAGGAGCUCUUGAGGGGACCCUGGCUGAGGUGCAAUCCCAUUAUGGGUUGGAGUUGUCACAGUUACGUAACCUUGUGGCUGCCCGGGAGGCAGAGCUGCUGCAACUGAAGUCGGAUGCCCAGAACCAAGAUGAGGAUUACAAGCGACUGAUGGAUAUUAAAAACAGACUGAAACAGGAGAUAGCAACCUACCACUGUCUUCUUGAAGGGUUUGAACCACCGACUUCUCCAGAACCUUUGGUAAGCCGAUGGGAGAAGAUGAUCAUUGAAGAACGGGUGGAUGGCAAGGUGGUGUCAUCCCGUGUGGAGGAGCACCAGCUUUGAAAGAUGCUGCCUUCCCUCUAGCAAUGUUGGCAGCACAGUGAUGAUGGCGGUGAUGAGGAAGAGGGGAAGAGAAUAGAAGCUCUGGAUGAGGUUUUUUUUUGUUGGCCUGCAAAUAGAUGAGACUUUCAUUUUUUUUGCCUAGGUAUCUGUUGAUUGUGACUUUUGGAAUUAUUUGAAGUCUUUAAAUUUUAAUUUCCACACCCUCCCUCGGAUUCUGUUGCAUAAUCUGCUAACUAUGUCUUGGAUCACACUAAAAACCACAAUGCACCAUGACGUGCCUUCUUAUGAUGGCACUGAAAAAAUUGAUCAAUGAUCAUUUUUUCACUCUUAUGACCAGGGGUGGGUUCCAGCCACCAUUACUACACGUUCGGUAGUAAAAAGAAUUUCUCCGGGCGCGUACGCAUUUUCAUUUAAAAUGAUUUGUGCAUGCGCACACCAUUAAAAAUUACAUUUUUAAAAUGAAGAUUGUUCUGAGCAUGUGCAGAACAGAAAAUCAAGAUGGCACCGCCGAUCAUAGAACUGGUAUGGUUACGUGUCCACUGGGGUUACUACCUAUUUGCCAAACUGGACCGAAUUGGUAGGAACCCACCUCUGCUUAUGACCCUUACAGCAUCACCAUGGUCACAUGAUAAAAAAAUUAGACCCUUGGAAGCUACUUAUGUUUAUGAUGGUUGCAGUGUUCUGGGGUCAUGUGAUCAUCUUUUGUGACCUUCUGAGGUC
Thamnophis elegans (Western terrestrial garter snake) is the source of this 2716-nucleotide messenger RNA. RefSeq names its product keratin, type I cytoskeletal 17-like. The coding region runs from base 776 to 1996 and encodes 406 amino acids. The transcript has 9 exons. Lineage: Eukaryota; Metazoa; Chordata; Lepidosauria; Squamata; Natricidae. Gene Ontology annotation, molecular function: structural molecule activity. The record is from RefSeq and is a predicted model, not a curated record.